Paramecium primaurelia is the source of this 732-nucleotide messenger RNA. The record is from the annotation of a GenBank genome assembly. Lineage: Eukaryota; Ciliophora; Oligohymenophorea; Peniculida; Parameciidae.
CUCAAAAAUGAUCCUCCUAUGAAUUCAUAAAAAUCUAACAAAACAGAUAUACUUUCUAAAGUUGCUUAAUUAGUCAAGAAAUUAUAACAUAGAGAAUUACCACAUAAAAUGAUAGAAGCAACUGUUUUAUCUCGUAAAACAUCAAUUCCAAAAAAUACAAAAUUACUUCUUUAAUAGGAACAUAUUGUGAAAUAAAUUACUAUUACUCAAAGAACCAAAGGAAAAUAAUAGAACUAAAGUUAGUUUUAAUAACAUCAUGAAUCAUAUAAUGUAGAACUAUUAAGAAGAAGCCCUGAAUAAAAAGAUAAGAAAACAGAAGAUAAUAUUGAAUAUAAAAUUGUAUAAUAAAAGCUUCCUUAAAUUAAAUCUUAAAAAGGGUUCUCAAGAAGCAUUAAAAAUAUUGCACCUAUAUAAAAAAAUGUGAUUAUUAGCUAUUAAACAGCAACUAAUAAUAGCAUCAAUUAAAUUAGUAAUAUAAAUAAUUCAUCAAAUUAAUAAUAAGAUACUAAACCUAUUAUCAAAGUCAAUAACUUUAAUAAUGUGUCAAAUUUACUAUAAACUAGUACUUUAAUAAGUAAAUAACCUAUUUCAUCUGAAACUGAAAAAAAAACAGCAGGAAUCAUCUCAUAAUUAUAAACAAUGUAAUAAAAACAUACAGAAAAAAGAUUGCCAAUACCUGAUUCGAGUAAUUUAUCUCUAAGUGGAUGGACAGACCGAUCCCCAAUAAAUUGA